Gymnogyps californianus (California condor) is the source of this 3198-nucleotide messenger RNA. It is a transcript of the gene IKBKB, whose product is annotated as inhibitor of nuclear factor kappa B kinase subunit beta. NCBI's taxonomy places the organism in Eukaryota, Metazoa, Chordata, Aves, Accipitriformes, Cathartidae. The coding region runs from base 376 to 2649 and encodes 757 amino acids. The record is from RefSeq and is a predicted model, not a curated record. Gene Ontology annotation, cellular component: IkappaB kinase complex; cytoplasm. The transcript has 22 exons. Gene Ontology annotation, molecular function: IkappaB kinase activity; ATP binding. Gene Ontology annotation, biological process: tumor necrosis factor-mediated signaling pathway; peptidyl-serine phosphorylation; positive regulation of transcription by RNA polymerase II.
GUCUGGCUGGGCACCUCCCUCCCCGUGCUGUUGUGCGUCUUUGCAGUGGCAUUAAAGUGCUUAACGUCAGCCAACCCGGGAGGAAGCCAUAUCUAAACCCGAUGUAAUGGAUGGAAUAGUGCUUUGGCUUGGGUGGUGAAGUGGAGAACUGAGGAAGGAUGGCGGCCGUGACGAUCGCGACGGCGCUGCUCUUCGGCGGAGUGGGCUCGGCGACAGGGCGGGGAGCUCCCGCCCCGGGCACCCGCAGCCGCGCCAGGGCAGCGCGGCUCCUUUAAGGGCGGGCGGGCGCCCGCGCCCCAUGCCGCUCGCGCCGGAGCCGGAAACGUCGGUGGACGCGGCCCAGGGCCUGUGGAGCCGGAGCGCUGCGGCCCCGCCAUGAGCCGGCCGCCGGCCCUGCAGGCGCAGACCUGCGGCCCCUGGGAGAUGAAGGAGCGCCUCGGCACUGGCGGCUUCGGCAACGUCAUUCGCUGGCACAACAAGGAGACGGGCGAGCAGGUGGCCAUCAAGCAGUGCCGGCAGGAGCUGAGCCCGCGCAACCGCGACCGCUGGGCGCUGGAGAUACAGAUCAUGAAGAGGCUGAACCAUCCCAAUGUGGUGGCUGCCCGUGAUGUCCCUGAAGGGAUGCAGAAGCUUGCACCAAAUGACUUGCCAUUGUUGGCCAUGGAGUACUGCCAAGGCGGAGACCUCCGCAAGUACCUGAAUCAGCUGGAGAAUUGCUGUGGCUUGCGGGAAGAAGCUAUUCUCAUCUUGUUAUCUGACAUUGCUUCUGCUCUCAGGUACCUUCAUGAGAACAGGAUCAUCCACAGAGACUUGAAACCAGAGAACAUUGUGCUGCAGCAAGGAGAGCAAAGGUUAAUACACAAAAUCAUUGACCUUGGUUAUGCUAAGGAGUUGGAUCAGGGUAGCCUAUGCACAUCCUUUGUUGGGACUCUACAGUACUUGGCUCCAGAGCUGCUGGAACAGCAGAAGUAUACGGUGACGGUGGAUUACUGGAGCUUUGGCACACUGGCCUUUGAGUGCAUUACAGGCUUCCGACCAUUCCUACCCAACUGGCAGCCAGUGCAAUGGCAUACAAAAGUGCGACAGAAGAGUGAGCUGGAUAUUGUGGUUUCAGAAGACUUAUCUGGAGAAGUCAAAUUUUCUAGCAGUUUACCCUGCCCGAACAAUCUAAACAGUGUUUUGGCUGGGAGGCUGGAGAAAUGGCUGCAACUCAUGUUAAUGUGGCACCCACGGCAGAGAGGUACAGAUCCUACGUAUGGACCCAAUGGGUGUUUCAAAGCUUUGGAUGACAUUUUGAACUUGAAGUUGCUUCAUGUUUUGAACAUGGUUACGGGAACUGUACACACCUAUGCUGUGACAGAGGACGAGACUCUGGAGACUGUGAAGGCCAGGAUCCAGUCAGAUACAGGAAUCCCAGAACAGGACCAGGAGCUACUGCAGGAAGCCGGACUUGCAUUGUUUUCUCAGAAGUUGGCCACUAAACAUAUAGCUGAUAGCAAGGUGAAUGAUACUGCAGCUGCAGACACAGACCUCCUCUUCCUCUUUGAUAACCAGAAAGUUGCCUAUGAGGCUCAGGUUGCUUUGCGUCCUCAUCCAGAAAGCGUUGACUGCAUCCUUCAGGAUCCAAAGAAGAAUCUCCACUUUUUCCAGCUGCGGAAAGUGUGGGGUCAGAUCUGGCACACAAUCCGGAUGCUGAAAGAGGACUGUAACCGGCUUCAGCAGGGGCAGCGAGCAGCCAUGAUGAAUCUGUUGCGUUACAAUAGUACCCUCUCGAAGAUGAAGAAUUCUAUGGCCUCCCUUUCCCAGCAGCUGAAAGCAAAGCUGGACUUCUUUAAAACAAGCAUCCAGAUCGAUCUGGAGAAGUAUAAAGAGCAGAUUGAAUUUGGAAUUACUUCUGAGAAGCUGCUGUUUGCCUGGAAAGAGAUGGAGCAAGCUGUGGAACUUUGUGGGCGAGAGGAUGAUGUGGAUCAGCUAGUGAAGAGGAUGAUGGCCCUGCAGACGGACAUUGUGGACCUGCAGAGAAGCCCACUAGGUCGUAAACAAGGAGCAACACUGGAGGAUUUAGAAGAACAAGCCAGAGAGCUGUACCGGAGAUUGAGAGAGAAGCCAAGAGAUCAGAGGACAAGUGGUGACAGCCAAGAAAUAGUACGACUGCUCCUACAGGCAAUCCAGACCUUUGAAAAAAAAGUCCGAGUCAUUUAUGCUCAGCUCAGUAAAACUGUAGUUUGCAAACAGAAGGCACUGGAAUUGUUCCCCAGAGUGGAGAAAGUGAUGAAUCUGAUGAAUGAAGAUGAGGAAACAGUCGUUAGGCUUCAGGAGAAACGACAGAAAGAACUGUGGAACUUGCUGAAAAUUGCUUGUAGUAAAGUACGUGGUCCUGUUACUGGCAGUCCAGAGAGCAUGAACACAUCACGUCUUGGUAGCCCUGGUCAGCUGCUGCUGCAGGUCCCUUCUGGAACCUACAAUUUAUCAGAAUCUGUCAGGAAAAGUGAGGAGCUACUGCUGGAAUCACAGAAACUCUGUAGCCAACUAGAAAAUGUGAUGCAUGACACAAUGAAGGAUCAGGAGCAGAGCUUCAUGGCUCUAGAUUGGAGCUGGCUGCAGCUUCAGGUAGAAGAAACAAACAGUCCAGAACAAACCCAGAUGUAAAAUCACUUCGGUUGCCUCUGAAGACAUGCUACUUCAGGAAGCCAACUGUGAAAAGCUGCUGCCUCCAAGAAGGGAAGUUCAAGUGCCGCCUCCUACUGUCACCUACUGCUUACGUGAUACACGUGGCCUAGCUUUUAGUAUCCACCUUCUGGACACUUUUUUCACAAAGAUACAGUAGGAAACGCCUGUUCUAACUGCUUGGAAGAAGUUCUUAAUCAUGCCUUAAGACAGCAGAUAUUCUUAUUCUGUCCUGAUGUAUCUUCCCUUAGGCAUCACAUGUGGUUGUUUUGCUGCCUUUUAGGCUUUCUAAUGAACAAUGGACAACGCAUGCAAUCAGCUUGCACAGUCAGUGGUAGAUGUCACCUUCCUAAUAUACUUGAACUGUGAACUUAAUUUCUUAACUUUGCUGAUUUGCACUUUUCUCCUUAAGUGUAACGGUUGUACUUACCUAAUACUUGUUUCCUAUAUGGGAACGAAAUUAUCUAAAACAUGUAAACUUUUGGUUUGCUUUUUUUUGAUACCCUCAAUAACAUUUUGAUGAAAAAGCUG